Messenger RNA from Anopheles aquasalis, 4684 nucleotides. RefSeq lists its product as uncharacterized. The record is from RefSeq and is a predicted model, not a curated record. Lineage: Eukaryota; Metazoa; Arthropoda; Insecta; Diptera; Culicidae.
GAACGAAGCGUCCUUAUUUCCACAACAAAAUCGGUGAAAUUUGCGUUGAUCUCAAGAGAAAACCUGUUCGUGGAACGGCAGCAUAUCGUCUUUGGUCGUACAGUUGUAGCGAGACAGUGAGCAAAUAGGCAAAUAUUACACAAUUCGUGCACGGGAUCGGAAUAAAACCAGGUUUGGCGUGUGUGUUUUUGUGCGUGCGUGCGUGUGUGCCUUUGUGCGCGCCAAGAAUCCAGUUGCCUUUUUUGUCGAGGAUGAUGUGAUCAUUUCCUAAACAUGGCCUUUUCGACUGGAAAAUACCCAGCGGUGCGUUUGUCGGAUAUCGAUGGUUUGGUUCCGGAAAAUGUUCUCGACUCAUCGAGCGGGAACAAGCUGAUCGAGUAUAUACGCAACCAGGAUGGCAAAUCUAGGAGACCCCGGCUGAACGUGCUGUUCGAUGAUGAUGACAACCAAAUACGGUUUCAGUUCGAUAAGCUACCAGCACCAGCGAGCCCGAAGUCACCAGCGAAGGCGAUCCCAUCAGCAGCAUCAGCUAGAGGCAGCGAAGCGGAUGCUGAUGAGAUUGUUGUUGCCACCGAAGCUCCGGCCGUGCCCAAUUCAGUGAACACAAUCAUCCACAAUGAAAACAGAGUGCCAUCGUUUUUGAGCCCUCGUCGUAGCAAUGCCACGAGCCAACAGCAGCUGCGAUCACCUUCCAUCGCGGUCACGUCUCCGGGCAGAAGCAGUCCAUUCCGGUCACGGAUUGCCCAAUCGUCCAGAUUGGCAUCGGAUCUCGAACGUAAAGCACUGCUGAAGGGAACUCAGCGUUCGAAUGAUUUAAAAAUGGAAAAAAUGCGCCAAAUCGCUUCGAGUACGCCGCUCAAUGGCCAGAACCACCAGGAUCGUGCUGUCAGCGGUUUCAUGAGUCUCAGUAAAAGCAUAUCUCCCAUUCCGGAACUAAGCCCAAACGAAUUGGAUGCGCCCGAUCGACAGGCGACGGAGCUUGGCGGUGUCCGCUCCUCUCCUAAUUGUCGCUCUCCGUCACCGCCAGCUUCUCCCCAUUGUCGCUCUCCGUCACUGCCAGCAGCUCCCCAACGUCACUCCCCGGCACCAGGUUCUCCUCUGCGGCGUAUCAAUGUGAUCGUACCGGCCACCCAAGACCAAGCUGAUGGCAUUGCUGUUCUACCGAACGAUAUCCUUGCUUCGCCACCUCGUGGGGAGCAAGUGAUCGUCAUUCCAGAAACCCCCAGUCCAGUACACCGAAGUCAACAACCAAUCUCAACGCCUCUCAGCGGCUUGCUACUCGCCCGCAGAUCGUCAUCUCCGCGGUCUGCAGUGCGCCGGACGCUACUGGUCGAGAGAAGGGACGAUGGUUGCUCGACACCGCUCCGAUCCAUUCUCAAGCGAGAAUGUGAAUCGAGCUCCGACACGUCCAUCAAACAUGUCAGUUUCGCUGAGCACAGGAAUGAAGUUCGACAAUUGUCCCCGGCUUACGCCCGCUCGCCGAUAAGUUCGGACAUUACAUCUGAUGAGAGCGAGGACGAGGAUCAACGUAACAACGAACCCGGCGUGUUCUCCAAAGCGCCGGAUAAGCGAUCCAUUACGAGUAUUGCUCCGGAAGCGCGGAAAACGUUAGAUAACGUACCAACAGCGGACAAGCAUGUGGAAGCAGCUGGUGAAGUACGAGCACAACCAGCUGCCGGUGAGCUGCAAGCGACUGCCACCGAUCACGAAGAAGAAUGCCGUGCGAACAGGGUCCAAUCGCCGGAUAUUAGUAGACGCUGUAACGAAACACAUGAUAACAGUUGCCCGGAAUCGCACGCUAACGUCGAAACGCCUCCGGAAUCAUCUACCGUCAACAUCGUCCCGCGGUCGGACACUGCCGAGCAACCUAUUAGUCGCACGAUAGAAACAGCGGAAGCCCUGCGGUCAGCGAAUCGGACCAAUCGCAAUACGAUAAACAUGAUAAUGGAGGAAUGGGAAACCGAUGAAAUGCCGAGCAUCAACGCUGCGGAGCAUCUCGAGCCGGAAACGCGUGCACAGCGGUCCACCUCACCCAACACGGAACCCAUUCCAAUCACCAACAUCGAUACACCGCGACCUCUUCUGCACGAGAUUUUCGAUCCGCCGUCGGAAUUCUGCGAUCAGACCGAUGCGUCCGAUCCUCCCGAGACCGAUCCUCUCGCAACCGAACCUCCCACCACUGUUGCCGAACCGUCCGCCAAUGCUGAAUGUCCCAAUAACAAUGUGCCACCGAGUCAAGAUGGUGAGAGCUCUUCGGGCAUUUCUUCGGAUGGCUCUCCUCCACUCGAAUCGCAUGCCAUGGAGGAUGAGAAUAAUGGUGCCGUAGCACGUGUACCGUUUAAUGCCGCCAUGCGUAUCAUGAGCGUCAACUCACCGCACGAUCAUAUCUCGAUGAAUAUGCUCGCUGCCGUCGACGAAAUACAUAGGUCACAGAGCAGCCUCGUGCCCAACGAGUCAGUGGCACCGAACCGGCAGUCCGAAGGUGAACGCCGUACGUUGGUAUUGCCACGGAAGCGAUCCACCUUGGCUGUGGUCAAUCCGGAUACAGUAUCCUACUUCAAGGUGAUCGAGAAGACGUGCGCUCGCAAGCUGUCCAAAAAGCUGAAACCGGGCAAGCAGCGUAGAAAGCUGUUCGAUAAAGAGGUGGGCGACGGUUGCUUGGGAGACAAGAACGAUGACGAACUGAGUGAACUUCCACCGUCACCGGCACUAAAACCGGGACCGCUGGCCGAUGCCACUGAGGAUGUAAGCUCUCCGCAAAUAACUUGUCCUCCUGUAGCUGUCUAUCUUCAACGUCUAUCGAAUGGAACCAUCGAACGGAUGAUCGGGAAACAAACGGUGCCCAGUGCCACCAAUCUGCCCGUGGUGGAUCCGGAGCCCCCGGCGAUCCUCCUCAGCAGUCCCCCGGUGAUGGAAAAGCAAAAUGUGGAAUCCCCGGAGAAAACAUCGAUGUCCAGUAAAGCGGCGAAGCGCAUAAAGCCCGCGAAGGGUGAGCCACGGAAGAAAAAGGUGCGAUCAGAUGAGACGCGACAGUUGAAGCAGCUAAAGAACGUCGCGAACGGAAUCCGGCAGCAGAUAGAAGAAAGCAACAGCGAUGAUGGCCCGCUGGUGUCCGUUUCCGGGGAAGCAGUACGGCGUAGUAAUCGAAACCGGCGAGUGGCAAAGGAUAUUCUGAAGCGCAAUCCGUUAAUGGGGCAGAGCGAUAUACCCAACUAUCGGAAUCCAACGUUCAAAGAUGUAUGGCGGUAUUACCAAGAAGCUGAAAUGCAGCAGCAACCGAAGGCACCACGAGCAGCACUCAAGACAGCGAAGACAACCGAGCGAGAGCAACCGGUGCAGUCGGAACCGGUGCGAAAGAGGGGUAGGAAACCGAAACAGAAGCCGAAGAUGAUGAACGAGAUCGACAGGGACGGCUUUCGGAUUCCACUGCCACCAUCAUCACCAUCAUCCAGCACUUCCUCAUCGAGCAAUACGGCCAAGGAGCGUCCGCAACCUCCCUCUUCCUCCACGCUGCUCUCCCAUAUGGGUGCUUCACCCAAUGGAUUUUCACUCGAUUCCGGCCUUUCGUCGGCAGGGUAUGUGUCACCGACCGGGGAUGAAAUGGACAACCCACGACAGCCCGGCAAAAGCGCUCCACGCACACAAGACGCGGAGCCCAUUCCAAGCACCAGCAGCAAAAAACCGACACAAUGCUACAACGUGUCGGUCCAUGAAGGAAGUACACCCGAAGACAUCAUGGCCGAGAAGCGGCGCGUUCUGGAUUGGAUGAUGUUCCUCACCGAGUCCCAGAAGGAACGGCCUACCAACACUCCGGCCCCGGAGAAACUCGGCUUUCGCCAUUUUUCAGUCGAACACCUGAUGUUCGACCGAUCCGGUGAUAUCGAGUACUCGUUCUACAGCUGCUCGGUGACGGACAAUUUCGGAUUCAUCCGGAUGCUGCCAAACGCCAAGAAGAAGACGUCGCGAGCCAAGGGCUGCAUUCUGCGAUUCCUUAUACUGAACGGUAGGGCCAAGUUCAUUAUCAACAACAUCGAGGCGAACGCCGUUGGAGGUGAUUUCUUCGUGCUACCUGCUGGCACUCGGUACCAGUUACAAAAUGCAUCCGAGACGACUUUGAUGUUCAUGAUGAAAACCGCCGUACCUGCGGACUAACGGCAGCAGGAUUGCAGGAUCCGCCCGAUCGUUUAACUUAAGACUUAGUCCAAAUGGUUUACGUUUAGUUUUGGAUUUACGCUGCGGUUUUUUAAUAAAUCAUUUUUGCAAAAUUGGUAACGUUCUGCUUUGCAAGAGAACUGUGUUAAAACAUCGUAAUUCCAACGCAAUCAUUCAGUUCUGUUGGGUUUUAAGAAUAGCAUUAUAAACAAUCUUGGUUUAAAUGUACAAAUACUGGUCAAUGAUUUUCCGGUUAGUGGUUAAGUCGUCUCUAAAUACUUUCGGUAUGUUUCUACCAAUUAUUUUCUUCUGUACGGACAAUUUUAAUGCUGUGGUACUCUACCAACUAUUACUAGGAGAGAAACUUCUCGAACGCAGUUGCCCAUGUUAUAAUGACUGACUAUAUUAGAGCUUGUUGCGUGCAAAAUGCUAAAGGGGAAACGAACAAUUAGUUUGAAUUAACUAGUACCUAAGCUUUAAACAUACCCUUAUACAUGUUGCUAAAAAUAAAACUCGGCCAUAAGUUUGUUGA